CCUCCCCGUUUGGUUCCUAAUGAAUUUACCCCAGCAAGGCAUCUGGGCGCUAUUGGACCACGUGACCGGUUAGGACAGCCAUCGUUUUACCUAAUUCAUGUCCAACCCAAAAUGGGAAAGGGGUGCGAGGACUGCAGAGGAUAAAACGAACAGCAAUGGUAUCGUUUAGGAGUUUUGUUUCAAUCUCAAAACCUCGUUUUUCAAAUCCUCUGUAGGUUCUAUUGGUUGAAAAAAAAAGUAACCAAGCAAAGGUGGGAUUGAACCAGCAGCUGGCCUGAACCUGUUAACUGGCAACCAGGAGCAGGGACACCAAUCCAGCCUCCUGAUUGGCUGUGACAAACAGGCUGUGGAGAGGAGGGGGAAACUAACAAUCAACUGAUUUUGAUUUGCUCCCCCCUUUUUUUAUUUAUUCUUUGAGAACUCAGCAGGAGGACUUGGGCUCUGUGUUCUAACUUCCCAGACGAGCAUGGGGCAGAGCAUCCCUGGAGGCAUAAAGACUAUUGACAUGAGAGACCCGGCAUUCAGGCCUCUGAAGCUGGAGUUGGCAGCCCUGGACCACGCCAAGCCCUCCAGGCUGGAUCUGCUGCUGGACAUGCCCCCUGCUGGACAGGAGGUCCAGAUGCAGCACUCGUGGAACAACAACGACCGAUCGCUCAACAUCUUCGUCAAGGACGACAACAAACUGGUCUUUCAUCGGCACCCCGUGGCUCAGAGCACGGACGCCAUCCGGGCCUGUAUCGGCUACACCCGGGGGCUCCACGUCUGGGAGAUCAGCUGGGCCAUGAGACAGCGGGGAACGCACGCCAUUGUCGGCGUGGCGACAGGAGACGCGCCGUUACAUUCUGUAGGCUACACGACCCUGGUGGGUAAUAACCACGAGUCCUGGGGCUGGGACCUGGGACGAAAUAAACUGCACCACGAUGGGAAGAACCAGCCCAGUAAGACGUACCCUGCGUUCCUGGAGCCGGAUGACACGUUUCUAGUCCCCGACUCAUUCCUGGUAGUGUUGGACAUGGACGAGGGGACUCUGAGCUAUAUAGUGGACGGACAAUACCUUGGGGUGGCUUUCAGAGGACUCAAGGGGAGGAAACUGUACCCUGUCGUCAGUGCUGUGUGGGGGCACUGUGAAAUACGAAUCCGCUACAUCAAUGGACUCGAUCCUGAGCCUCUCCCUCUGCUGGAGCUGUGUCGGCGCUCUGUGAGGGUAGCUUUAGGCAGAGAACGACUGAGUGAGAUCCAUAGUCUGCCUCUACCGGCCUCUCUCAAGAAUUACCUUCUCUACCAAUGACCUCGGGACCCUCGGCACAACAGAACAUGCCUCCGAUCCGUCGGCUGCCCCUGCCGGCCUCAAUAAAGAACUACCAAGGGGCUGCCCUGUGCCCUCUCAUAAUAUACACUGAGUGUCACUGUCAGCCUCUGUCCAUAGGGCUGUCCCUAAUCAACUACUACCAAUUACAACUCAAGGGACGGUCCUGUCCCCUCACUAGGGACUGCCUUGUCCCUUCACAACCCUCAUCUUGUACACUGAGCACAGGCUCAGAACCACAUUCCACCUCUACUGGCCUCCAUCAAGAACUACUAAUGACCAAGGGAGGGUCUGGGACUCACUCACAACAUCUCUCUCCCCCGACUGCCCGUCUGUGCCCACCAAUAGAUACACAGAGCACGCCUCACCCUCGCUCACCUUCUUUGGGAUUGUUCCCACUGAGGGUAAACUAACCAGUUUAACAACCCAACAUAACUCCAGCUUCUGUGUUUCAUCUCCAUGACUAAUCCUCCCAACCCAGCCCUCAGGGCUCAUUUCUACUAAUCACAUUACACCACAGAGUGAGAAGAACACUGUGUGAUGCUUGGCAUGUUCAAGAAGCUAUAGAGACAGUGGUUGAUGUUGGGUCAGUUUUUAAAAUAUAUAUUUUUAAUAAUCGGCGCAUACAAUGAACACCCGCCAAAUGUGGGAAGAUUUAGGUUUUGGCGGGUGGUCAAUUUGCAGGGCUCCACAGUGCCAGCGUUACAUUCACCAAUAAAUAAAUAAAUAGUCUGAAGAAUUCUGCAAUAGCUGUUUUCAAAGUAUUUCUGUUUUGUUUCGUAGCUGCUAAUUAUACUAAUCCUAUAUCCCACCUGGUGCAUCAACACCGCCUGGCAGGGGAGCUGAACUCACAUUCUAUAUCCCACCUGGAGCAGCAACACAGCCUGACAGGGGAGCUGAGCAGGGGAGCUGAGCUCACAUCCCAUAUCCCACC
This is a messenger RNA of Oncorhynchus keta (chum salmon), 2240 nucleotides long. RefSeq names its product splA/ryanodine receptor domain and SOCS box containing 1 (gene spsb1). Lineage: Eukaryota; Metazoa; Chordata; Actinopteri; Salmoniformes; Salmonidae. Gene Ontology annotation, cellular component: SCF ubiquitin ligase complex. Gene Ontology annotation, molecular function: protein binding. The record is from RefSeq and is a predicted model, not a curated record. Gene Ontology annotation, biological process: proteasome-mediated ubiquitin-dependent protein catabolic process. Bases 467 to 1288 code for a protein of 273 amino acids. The transcript has 3 exons.